CUUGUCUGAAUCCGUCACUCAAUGCCGCGAUGAAUAAUCUUCUACGGACAAUACGAGAGAGGGAGAGGCAGAAUGGGUACAGCAACACCGACCUCAAACGAGUGCUAGCCGACGUCAAGGCUGAGCGCCAAGCUAAUGAUACGGGCAAGCUCGCGGAUCCCUUCUAUGAAGCACUGGAUGGAGUCCUCACAGAGCUGCGAACGAUGACCAUGGAUAACCGCGACGCGGAGGCGUUUCUCAAACCCGUCGGGAAGACGGAAGCGCCAGACUACUACGAAGUCAUCCAGGAACCGAUGGACCUGGGGACGAUGGUCAAGAAAGUACGCAACAAGAUUUACAAGAGCAAGCGCGAAUUCAAGGAUGAUCUUGAUCGCAUCUGGGACAAUUGCUUCCAGUACAAUGCCGCCGAGAACCACCCACUCCGCAAGUGCGCCGCCCGCCUCAGGGCGAAGGCCGAGGUCCUUCUUCAGAAUCUCACAGAUCGCAAGGAGCGCGGCGAUCCCGUCAUACCCCCUGAACUCGUAUAUACCCCAGCGAAGACGAACGGCGUCAACGGCCAUGGCGCCGCCGGUCGCAGCCACACCGCCCACAGUCGCACACCUGUGCCCGUCGCGCGGCGCCACACCCCAGGCGCCGGCUCCCGUCUCGCCGCAGGCCCUUCCAAGCGCGGGGGAGACCCCUCCAAGCGUGGCGGCAACCCCGAAGACUUCCCCAACGAGCCCGCCGUGCCGCGCACGAUGGACGGCAUGUCCGAGUUUAAGCGCCUGGACGAGCAGCUUGCGGCGCUUGACUCCGCGAUUGAAGGCAAGCCCGGAUCGUCGUCAGCGAUGGCGGAGCGGCUGCGCGAGCUCGCGCGCGGUGCCACACCUAUCCCCGGCCUCAGCCUUUCAACCGCCACGAAGCGCAAGCUCAGCGACGAGGCGAAUGUGGACUCACCGCCAGGCAAGCGCCCUCGAGAGGGCCUGACCGAUCAGGAACUCUAUGACCAGGAGCAGCGCGAGCUGCACAAUCUCUGGUGGCAGGCAAACCAGAAAUCCGAUCUCCUGCUCGGCAACGGGCUCCCACCCAUCACCUAUGCUACCUCCAUCCCGGCACGCAGGCCCAAGAAGAGGAGGCGGCCACCAGCACCGCCGCCAGCCACGGCGAACCCCAAGUCCCUGCUCUCCCUGAUGAACAGCAACAUCGCCACCAUGCGCCGCGUGCGCACGGUAAAUGCGAAGCUCGCGGCGCUCGACGGCGAGGGCGAUCCUACACCCGCGCUGUCGCCCGAGGCAGAGGAGGCGCGGGCGCUCGCGUCCGAGCAGCCCUGGCGCGUACCCACUCGCGGUGGCGGCCGACGCGUCGGCGGCCUCGAGCUGGGGCAGGAGAAUGCGGCGGCGUGCAUGACAUGGAUGACGCGCAAGACGCUGGAGCACACGGGCUUCCAGGGCGCGUCGAAGAAUGCGCUGGACAUGCUGUCGGACGUGGCGGCGGGGUAUCUGCUGAACGUCGGGCGCACGCUGAGGUUCUUGUCGGACAAGUUUGGGAAGAAGAUGACGCCGGAGGAAAUUAUCCUCCAUACGUUGUUUGAGAGUGGUGUGUCGGAGGUGCAGGAUUUGGAGAGGUAUAUUGCGGACGACGUGGAGAGAUACGGCGCGCGGCUCGCCGACAAUGAGGCGAAGCUCGUCAGGGCGUAUCGCGAGCGGGUUACUGCUCCAGAUGGAGUUGUCGUUGACGAGGGCCUCUUCGACGAGGAUGAAGACGAGGAAGAGCUCGACCCGCUCGCGCGCGGCGACCUCGCCAACUUCUUGGGCGACGAGGACGACUACCUCGGCCUCAUCUCCUCCGGCAUCGCCGCCGACCUCGGCGUCACAAGCCUCACCGUGCCCAGCCGGCUUAUGCGCGGAAAGAGGGCGCGCCCUGUGGUCGCCGCGCAGGCGCGCGUGCAGGAGGAGGAUAACCCGCACGCGCCGCCGCCGCCGUUCGUGCCGCUGGACUCGAAUACGGUCGAGGAUCAGAUCGGGCUGCUCAAGCCGUUCUACGAGGACCGUAUCCGUACACUGCGCGCGCCGCCUCCGGCAGCGGCUGCUGUACCAGCUCUUCCGGGACCGUCGAUGCGUCCGCCUGCCCCUCCAGCGCCUAUACCGCCCGUGGCCGCCCCGGUCCCUCUUCCCCCACCCAUCGCUGGCUCUUCCGCCCUGCCCAACACUUUACCUACCUCCAUCUCCCUGCUACCCACGCCCACCGCCCGACCCGACCUGCCUCCCCCGUCCCCUACCCACCCCGUCGUCCUCCCCGACGACCCGCCCAGCCUCGCACAGACCAAGAUCGGCCCCCUCGGGCAGAUCACGCGCAACGCGCCGCCCAAGAAGGCCGAGGUCGCCGCCGCGAAGCGCGCCGAGAAGGCCGCGAAGAGCGGUAGUGCUGGUGCUGGUGCUGGUGGUGGCGGCGCAGGGGAAGGAGGUGCAGGGAAGAAGCGGAAGAGCGACGGCGAGGAGGGGCCGGCGCCGAAGAAGCGGAAGAAUAUGGGGAUUGGGAGCGGGAAUUGGAAGAGGAAGAAGCCGGGGGAGCAGGGGCAGGUCGGACAAGGGCAGCAGGGGCAGCAGAAGCAGGCGAUGGCGUAUCCGGCGCCUGUGGUUGCUGCGAGCGCAUAAGUUCGUCACUGUUGAGAGUGCUAUACCAUACUCCCUGCGUUUGUUGCACGCCGUCAUGGACGGAACAGUACUUAUUUCUCGAUGGUACUUAUUGUUCAUACGCUAUCUCGGUGGACGUACAGUGCUGUCUUCGUUACUUUCAGUGUUUUGUUACCCUUUCCUGUUCUGUGUGUGUAAUUGGAUCUAUUUAUGACAGGGAAGUAUACCCUGCUCAGUCUAUUACUCCUGCACCUCCCUCGCAGUUAAGCAUGGGCACAAAGCUCGAU
Schizophyllum commune H4-8 is the source of this 2899-nucleotide messenger RNA. RefSeq lists its product as uncharacterized. Gene Ontology annotation, molecular function: structural molecule activity; protein heterodimerization activity. Lineage: Eukaryota; Fungi; Basidiomycota; Agaricomycetes; Agaricales; Schizophyllaceae. The transcript has 8 exons. Bases 30 to 2633 code for a protein of 867 amino acids. Gene Ontology annotation, biological process: regulation of transcription by RNA polymerase II. The record is from RefSeq and is a predicted model, not a curated record. Gene Ontology annotation, cellular component: SLIK (SAGA-like) complex; SAGA complex.